AAGCGAUGGCGGCGACAGUGGAAUCUGCUCCGCACUCAGGAUUUGUCCUUCCCAAAGCUUGGGCGGAUGGAGGAGGAGGCUUCCAGGAAGAUGCCACGGGCCCUCCAGGCAGGCCCCGAGCUGAGGACGGAGAGCAUGGAGGACAAAUCCCCCCAGCAGAGCCUGGUGGGAGAGGCCGUUUUGAAGGGCUCCCCGGCGCAGGAAGGCAGCGGGGAGGAAAAGGCCCGGAGAUGCAAAGCCAGCCCAGGGAGCUCUGAGGAGGAAAGACCCGUCCUGUGCCAGGAAGGCGGCCAGAGCUUGAGCCAGAGCUCCGAGCUGGUGGUCCCUGAGCAACCUCCCAGCAGGGAGAAACCCUUCAGGUGCUUGGAAUGUGGGAAGAGCUUCAGCCAGAGCUGGAACCUCCUCACCCACCAGCACAUCCACACUGGGGAACGGCCCUACACGUGUAGGGAAUGUGGGAAGAGCUUCAGGGACAGCUCCUACCUCCGUUCCCACCAGCUCAUCCACACUGGGGAAUGGCCCUACAAGUGCUUGGAAUGUGGGAAGAGGUUUCAGACCAGCUCAACUCUCCUCCUGCAUGAGCGGAUACACACAGAUGAGAGGCCCUUCCGCUGCACCGACUGCGGGAAGGGCUUCAACCGAAAAUUCACCCUCGUCACCCACCGGCGCAUCCACACCGGGGAGAGGCCCUACAAGUGUGGGGAGUGUGGGAAGAGCUUCACCUGCAGCUCUGCCUUGACCAGACACCAACGGACCCACGAGUAAGGGAAGUCCUACGAAUGCCCCAACUGCGGGAUGAGCUUUGGCCGCUGCUCCCACCCUGAAUGACCCCCUGAUUGUGAGGCAACCUCUGGAGUCCAGUGACUGUCAGUCCAUCCAUUUCUAGCAGAAAGGGUCAGUCCCCUUUGCCAGGGGCAGGUUGUGCCAACAGAACCCUCCUUGGGGGGGUAUUUGGAGAUUCCUGCCUUGGCUGGGGACUCCCCAAGGUCAGUGCUGGAGGUUGAGAGCAGAGAUCUCCCCACGAGCAUUGGUCUGGGGGAGUUCCAUCCCUCUCUAAUGAAUAAUUCUUGCUUUGGUGCCAGCUUGAGUAGAAUUGCUUCAACAGUUGCUUUAGUGUAGAGCACUGUCCUAUCUUAUGCUGUACUACUGGUAGUUUUGGUGUUUCUAUUGUGCAGUAAAUAAUUCUGAUGAA
Molecule: messenger RNA, 1192 nt
Organism: Myiozetetes cayanensis
Lineage: Eukaryota; Metazoa; Chordata; Aves; Passeriformes; Tyrannidae
Product: gastrula zinc finger protein XlCGF49.1-like
Exons: 3
Coding region: 67-765 (232 amino acids)
Biological process (GO): regulation of transcription by RNA polymerase II
Cellular component (GO): transcription regulator complex; PcG protein complex
Molecular function (GO): DNA-binding transcription factor activity, RNA polymerase II-specific; RNA polymerase II cis-regulatory region sequence-specific DNA binding
Source: RefSeq, a predicted model, not a curated record